This is a messenger RNA of Rhagoletis pomonella (apple maggot), 822 nucleotides long. RefSeq lists its product as uncharacterized. The transcript has 2 exons. Bases 73 to 573 code for a protein of 166 amino acids. NCBI's taxonomy places the organism in Eukaryota, Metazoa, Arthropoda, Insecta, Diptera, Tephritidae. The record is from RefSeq and is a predicted model, not a curated record. Gene Ontology annotation, molecular function: nucleic acid binding; zinc ion binding.
GACAUAUAUCGAGCGCUAGCAGAGCGACGUUGGAAUAAGAGGGAAGAAACAUUGCAUUCGUACAUAUUGGCGAUGCAAUCCAUCGCGAAGCAAGGAGGCAUUGAAGACAUAGAAGUAUUAAAUUUCAUUUUCGAUGGCAUAAGCGGCAGUGUUGCCAACAUAAAUUUGCUGAUGACUGCGCAAACCUUAAGCGAACUCAAGAGGCUCAUCAAUCGUUAUUACGAUCGCUACUUGAAAUUGGAUUCAACCAUUACCCCUCGCCGUUCGGCAGUUAGUACAGUAAAGCCUAAAAUGUCGAAUACUGCCGUGAAACAAGCUGCCACUUCCGACAAGGAGACGCAUGAAACUCCUUUGUGCUACAAUUGCUCCAAAAGAGGACACAUAAAACCGAACUGCCCUUACCCUGUACGCCCCGAGGGAUCAUGCUUUCGCUGUUGGCAAGUAGGCCAUAGUCACCAGUCGUGCCCAAACCCCCGGAAGAUUUUGAAACCCAUGGGAGAGCGAGCUGUUGCUGCCGUACACGAUUGGAAGAGCUGCUGUGAUGAAGUAGAAUCAUUAAGUCUGUCCAAUUAAUUUGAUAAAGCGGUCGUACGUGCCGGAAGCAAAAAUAAAUCAUUACCCACUGAAAGGCAGAUACCGGGGUAUUGGAGGGCGUGAUUUAAAUAUUAUCGGUGAAGUUAUUUGCACCAUUGAAUUUAAAAAUGUUAUUAAUGAAAUUAAAGUCUAUGUUCCGCCGGAUGAAGAAAUGACCGUGCCAAUUAUCCUCGGUCGUGAUUUUCUUAAAGUUUUUGAUAUUCAUUUAAUAAAACGUAAAUUGAAAUA